Messenger RNA from Rhinichthys klamathensis goyatoka, 1640 nucleotides. It is a transcript of the gene yipf3, whose product is annotated as Yip1 domain family, member 3. The transcript is spliced from 9 exons. Lineage: Eukaryota; Metazoa; Chordata; Actinopteri; Cypriniformes; Leuciscidae. The coding region runs from base 185 to 1213 and encodes 342 amino acids. The record is from RefSeq and is a predicted model, not a curated record. Gene Ontology annotation, cellular component: Golgi apparatus.
GCGUCACAAAUCGCGUCGUCAUCACGUCACAUUUUUGUCCCAGCGCUCUACAGCUGGCAAAACAAUUCACACAAACCAUUUUUAAUAUCAAACUAAAAUGAGCACCAGAACCAAACUAUAGAUCGUAGCGUUUUAAUGUUCUAGCAGCUAAAGUUUCUGCUUAUAUUCUUGAUAGUGCAAAACAAUGUCGGCAUCACAAGGAAGCAAAAACACGAAUACGGAACCAUGGGGUGGUUUUGAUGACAACAUUAUCCAGGGCAGCGGCUCGGCUGUGGUGGACAUGGAGAAUAUGGACGACACCUCGGGCUCCAGCUUCGAGGAUAUGGGGGAGAUGCAUCAGCGCAUGAAGGAGGAGGAGGAGGUGACGGAAGAGGCAGCCGCUACGGACGAGGACAACGGAGAAUAUGGAGAGUUCCUCGGGAUGAAGGGCUUGAAGGGACAGUUGGGCAGACAGGUUGCUGAUGAGGUAUGGCAAGCAGGAAAGCGACAGGCCUCAAAAGCUUUUAAUCUGUACGCCAAUAUUGACAUUCUCCGGCCGUACUUUGAUGUGGAACCCAUUCAAGUCAGAAACAGGUUGGUGGAAUCCCUGAUCCCAGUCCGAAUGAUCAACUUUCCACAGAAAGUUGCAGGAGAACUGUAUGGACCAAUGAUGCUGGUGUUCUCACUGGUGGCUAUUCUGCUCCAUGGCAUGAAGACAUCAGGAACCGUCAUCAGAGAGGGAACGCUGAUGGGCACUGCCAUUGGAACCUGUUUUGGAUACUGGCUAGGAGUGUCUUCCUUCAUCUAUUUCCUUGCUUACCUGUGCAACGCUCAGAUCACCAUGCUGCAGAUGUUGUCUUUGCUAGGUUAUGGUCUCUUUGGCCACUGUGUGGUCCUUUUCAUCACGUACAAUGUCCACUUCCACUCGCUCUUCUACAUUCUCUGGCUGGUGAUUGGAGGGCUCUCUACUCUACGCAUGGUGGCUGUGCUCAUCUCUCGAGCUGUUGGUCAGACUCCUCGCCUCAUACUGUGUGGCACACUGGCUGCUCUUCACAUGCUCUUUCUGCUCUACCUGCACUUUGCUUACCAUAAGAUGGUUGAAGGUAUUCUGGAUACUUUGGAAGGACCCAAUAUUCCACCCAUCCAGAGAGUGGCCAGAGAUGUUCCUGUUGUUGCAAAUGCUGUUGUGAAUGCAACCAUCAAUUCAAUAGCUGCAAUUGUACAGUCACAGUGAUCAUAUUGGGCUUCUGGGUUGGUCUCGCAGGCCAGUGAGACUGGUGUAUAUAUAUAUAUAGGGUCAGAGCAAAACCAAAUCAUGAGGCAGUCUCCAUUGAGCUCAGUUUGUAUCUCGUAUAUUGUUCCUGACGCUGUCAAACGGACCUAAACGGAUGCUUUUAGGUCAAAAUGGCUUCACUUCAUUUUGGCUCAUUAAUAUGAGACAAUAAUUUUGGCACACUAUCCCAUUCACUCUAUGCUUGUCUUAACCAUUUCUGUUGCUAAAAGUUACAGUACCUAUGACCUGCUAAUGAUAGAAUGGUUUGGUUUAUUACAGUUAUGUGUGGAUUCCUUAAGGAUGCUGAUACUAAUAACUGAAAUUAUUCUUCAAAAUGUUUUGUAAAACCCAGCUGGAUGUUUGUGCUGUUUGAGAGUCCAUUGAUCCG